CAGCCCUCACUUCCUUCUAUGAGUGAUAAGAGGAGGUACAUUCAGAUCAGAGCGCCCGUCACAGCAAAACAGUGACUGAACUGCUCUGUUCACACACACACAGCAAGUGAGAGAGAGAGCGAGACACAGCCGGCGAGAGGGACCUGCUGAAUGUGUUGUCGCCGUGGAGACGCUGCGGGGUCCCAAUAAGGAGGCGAAGAGGAGGAUUCUCCCGUCAGACCGUCCUGAGAAGACAGAGGAGAGGAAACAGCACAGAUCGCCAUUAGCCAUGGACCACCACCAGCAGCAGCAGCAGCAGCAGCACGCCAAAGUGGAGCGAUUUCUCAAGCUAGGAUAUUCUCUCAGUGACAUCCUGAGGGUGCUGGAGAACCUGCACCAUGACGCCCAGACCAAUGACAUUCUGGAGGAGCUGAUAAAAACCUGCCACACUCGCACCUACACCAACAAGAGUGUCCCCAACAGUCCAAAGCUGGUACCCAGAGGCUGCAGCCCCAGUCCCAGCCAACCCAGGCCCGGACCAGACAGAGACCCAGUGGCCGGCUUCAGACCAGUGGUGAUAGACGGCAGCAACGUGGCCAUGAGCCAUGGCGACAAGAAGGGAUUUUCGUGUCAGGGCCUUCAGCUGGCAGUUAACUGGUUCUGGGACAAAGGGAUGCGCGACAUCACGGUGUUCGUUCCCCUGUGGAGGAAGGAGCAGCCGAGGCCGGAGGCCCCUAUCACAGAUCAACAUAUUCUCCAUGAGCUGGAGAGGAGGAAGAUCCUGGUGUACACACCGUCCCGCUGCGUGAAUGGCAAGAGGGUGGUGUGCUAUGAUGACCGGUACAUCGUCAAGCUGGCCUUCGACUCGGACGGCAUUAUCGUGUCCAACGACAACUACCGUGACCUGCAGACGGAGAACCCCCAGUGGAAGAAGUUCAUAGAGGAGAGGCUGCUGAUGUACACCUUCGCCAACGACAAGUUCAUGCCUCCAGACGAUCCUCUGGGUAGAAAUGGUCCCACUAUUGAUGAUUUCCUAAGGAAGAAGCCAUGGACCCCGGACAACCGGCAGCAGCACUGUCCAUACGGAAAGAAGUGCACAUACGGAGUGAAAUGUAAGUUCUACCAUCCAGAGAGGGCCAACCAGUCGCAGCUGUCCGUGGCUGACGAGCUGAGGGCUCUGAGAGACAGAGCCAAGAGCGUCUCACCUGCCGCGUCUCACCUGGAGUCCCGACACGCCGCGUCCACUCCUCCGCCCCUCACCACAGAUGACUCGGCACACAGGGCUUCGCCGUGCGACAAGUCCGUCUAUCAGAGGGACACCAGCAGCCCGAGGAGCCAGUCCAACGCAAGUCUGCACCACUGUCCGAGCCCAGACGUAGACGAAGCCUUCAGCUCCAUGGAGAGCUCCUUGUCCAGGCUCUACCUCCACGCUGCGUCCGACAGCAUGGAGUACCCUCCGCGCAGCUACAGCAGCGGCGUGGCCAGCUACAACCUGAGCCACGACGAAUACUCCUUCCCAGGCUCACAUUACGGGAACUCUCAGGGCCGCUGCCUGAGCAGUGGAGGAGGCUACUACCCUCAUCAGAACAACCCUCUGUCCUGUGAGCAGCCCAUAUGCAGCCAGUGCAGGUGUGGUCACCAGCAAACCGGGAUGUCCCUCAAGCACCACCACCAGCACCAGCACCACCACCACCACCACCACCAGCAGCACCAGCACCAGGCAUGGAGCUCCUGCCCGGUUCUACCUCCACAUAACGUGGAGCACCCGGCUCAUUUUUCGGAGCCGUACUUAAGACCGCCCUCCCACGGACACACCCGCAACUUACCCCGUGACCCAUGGGUGCAGAGUAGUCCUUCUGACAUCAAGCUGAGCAGCCAGUCAAAGAGCCCGUCCAGCGAUCGGAGGAAAGGCCUGAGGAGCCAGCUGAGCACGCUCUUCCCCCAGAACAUAGUGGAGCAAGUCAUGAACGCUUACCCGCAUGUUUCAGAUGUGCCCAAACUAAUUUCGCUCAUUCAGAACUACAGGACGAGCCACAUAUCCUUCUAGGAUAAAGACUCAGGAUUUUCGUGUUAUUCAAAUGGAGAUCACGUGGGAGUUCUCAUCUCAGGAGCAAAGCGAAUGCUGAAAAAAAUGGCUGUGAAUUUAUAUUAUUAAAGAAAAAGACUGUGACAAAACUGGUUCUCUCGCUUCAACUUGUGGCAAACUUUGUUUUUAAGCAUUAAAAUGUGACUCAAUCGGAUGAAGCCUGGAAAAUGUAGCAGACUGAACACCAUUUUCUUAAUGUUAGUGUAAAAGUGCAAUGCACUACGCACCACACCAGCUACUUAUUGUAGCGCCUGUACAUGUUUUAUCAAAGCAGCAUGUGUUGUUUUCUCCAUGUUGCCUCAAAGUGAGGAAUGCUAUAUUCUGUGCAUCUGCACAGAACGUCAUUGACCUGUUUGUAAAUUGAACGCUCAACUUUUUGGGACACCUGUGAAAUAAAAGCACUUGAAAAGUA
Molecule: messenger RNA, 2477 nt
Organism: Mugil cephalus (flathead mullet)
Lineage: Eukaryota; Metazoa; Chordata; Actinopteri; Mugiliformes; Mugilidae
Product: probable ribonuclease ZC3H12D
Exons: 6
Coding region: 269-2026 (585 amino acids)
Biological process (GO): nuclear-transcribed mRNA catabolic process, RNase MRP-dependent; 3'-UTR-mediated mRNA destabilization
Cellular component (GO): nucleus; cytoplasmic ribonucleoprotein granule
Molecular function (GO): mRNA binding; RNA endonuclease activity; metal ion binding
Source: RefSeq, a predicted model, not a curated record